AUGUCUACCGCCGCUCGCCGCCGCUUGAUGCGUGACUUCAAGCGCAUGCAAACCGAUCCUCCCGCCGGCGUAUCAGCUUCCCCUGUUCCCGAUAAUGUCAUGACCUGGAACGCCGUGAUAAUAGGCCCUGCCGACACGCCCUUUGAGGACGGAACCUUCAGGCUUGUCAUGCAUUUCGAGGAGCAGUACCCUAAUAAGCCGCCUGCCGUCAAGUUCAUCAGCCAGAUGUUCCACCCAAACGUCUACGCCACCGGCGAGCUCUGUCUCGAUAUCCUCCAGAACCGAUGGAGUCCCACAUACGACGUUGCCGCCGUGCUGACGAGCAUCCAGAGUUUGCUUAACGAUCCCAACACUGGCUCGCCCGCGAACGUGGAAGCAUCCAACCUGUACAAGGAUAACCGAAAGGAAUACACGAAGCGAGUGCGGGAGACGGUGGAAAAAAGCUGGGAGGAUUAG
Messenger RNA from Neoarthrinium moseri, 456 nucleotides. RefSeq lists its product as uncharacterized. The record is from RefSeq and is a predicted model, not a curated record. NCBI's taxonomy places the organism in Eukaryota, Fungi, Ascomycota, Sordariomycetes, Amphisphaeriales, Apiosporaceae. Gene Ontology annotation, biological process: proteasome-mediated ubiquitin-dependent protein catabolic process; protein polyubiquitination; DNA repair. The coding region runs from base 1 to 456 and encodes 151 amino acids. Gene Ontology annotation, cellular component: HULC complex. The transcript is spliced from 4 exons. Gene Ontology annotation, molecular function: ubiquitin conjugating enzyme activity.